Messenger RNA from Talaromyces atroroseus, 3567 nucleotides. RefSeq lists its product as hypothetical. Bases 1 to 3567 code for a protein of 1188 amino acids. Gene Ontology annotation, cellular component: Smc5-Smc6 complex. Gene Ontology annotation, biological process: double-strand break repair via homologous recombination. The record is from RefSeq and is a predicted model, not a curated record. Lineage: Eukaryota; Fungi; Ascomycota; Eurotiomycetes; Eurotiales; Trichocomaceae. The transcript is spliced from 6 exons. Gene Ontology annotation, molecular function: ATP hydrolysis activity; ATP binding.
AUGGAAUUACUACAAGUGCCCGUUAACCACCGUCGCCGCAGACGCGUCGACGAUGAAGACGACGAAGAAACAUCGACCAGGGCAACAACCCCGCUUUCGCAAUCAUCCAACGGCAGCAAGCGCGCUCGACUCGAUGGGCCUGUUGAUAGAAGCGGCGACGAGGAUGAGGAUGAGAGCGAGGACGUCGAAAACGAUCGUAAUGGUGAAGGUCAAAACCUCGUCAAAGUCCUCCCCGCAGGUUCUAGAAGCCAAGGCACCUUUCAACCUGGCGCAAUUGUGCGGAUGAAAUUGAAAGAUUUCGUCACCUACACUAAGGUCGAGUAUUACUUCGGCCCAAUGCUGAACAUGAUUAUCGGCCCAAACGGUACCGGAAAGAGCACAUUGCAUCUCGGACGUGCGAAAGAGGCAUCUGAAUUCGUCAAGCAUGGAUGCAAAGAAGCAGUAAUUGAGAUAGAACUUGCCGGUGGUCCCAAUUAUGGAAAAAAUCCUGUGAUUCGUCGAGUUAUCAAAGUUGAAGGCAACAAAAGCACGUUUACUAUUGAUGGAGUAGACGUAACCAGGAACAAAGUUAUGAAAUUCGCUCAAAAGUUUUCCAUUCAGAUCGACAACCUCUGUCAAUUCCUUCCGCAGGAUAAGGUUAGCGAAUUUGCAGCACUUACGCCUGUUGAGCUGCUCGCGUCUACUCAAAGAGCUGCAGCUGGACCGCAGAUGCUUGAAUGGCACAAUGAUCUCAUCCGUUUAAGGGCCGGGCAAAAGAAGCUGCUCGCGGACAACAAAAGCGACCGAGAUCUGCUCACUAACUUGGAAAAUCGACAGGAAUUGCAAAGAGCGGAUGUAGAGCGAAUACAGGAGAGAGCGAAGAUCAAGCGACUCAUAGAGAUGCUCGAAUUUUACCGACCUGUUGCUGCCUAUUUGGAUUACCGUAAAAGGCUCACAGAAACUAAAGCUAAAAAGCGUGAAAUCGAGGGGGCAUACAAACAAUUGGAAGAUGAAUUGGCCCCGGCCUUGCAGGCAGUCAACGAGAAACGGGAUUAUUUGACCCGAACAGACAGUCUUGUCGAGUACAAGCGUCAGAAAUUCGCCGAGGCAGAAAGUGCUGCUAAGGAGGUUGCAAGGCGGAUGGACACGCAUGAGGAGUCGCUCAAGAACCUAACCAGUCAGAUUGAAGCAGAAAAGAAAACUGGCAAAAUUUACAAACAGGACAUGAACAAAAUCCAACAAGCAAUCAACAGAAUCACCCGGCAAAUGGAGGAAAAACCCGAGGAAUUUGACAUUGACUCCUACAAUGAUAGAAUUCGGACUCUGCAAAGAGAGAUGAGAGAUAUCGAAAGCCGAGCCAGGGAAAUCAGAGCUGGUCGCCAGCCUAUCUACGAGAGACUGCACGAAAAAAGGGGUCAGAUUCACGACGCUGAAAGAGAAAUAAACAAUUUGAAUUCGAAAAGCGGUCAGCGAGAAGCUUUGCUUAAAAAGCUGUCCCCCGACACAUACCAGGCCCAUCGAUGGGUUUUGGAGAAUGCGGAUAAAUUCGAGCAUGAGGUUUUUGGUCCAGCUCUCAUCACAUGUUCUGUGAAAGAUACAAAUUAUGCCGAUGCAAUUGAAUCUCUUCUACAAAAGAAUGAUUUCACGGCGUUUACAACGCAGAGUCUUCGCGAUUUCAGGACCUUACAGAGGGCCUUGAACGUGGAACUGAAGUUACAUGAUGUCAGCAUUAGGAAUUGUUCAACAAAGUUGAGUGAUUUCAAACCUCAGAUCUCGGAUGAGGAACUACGCAGUCUCGGUUUCGACGGCUGGGCUAAAGACUUCCUCGUCGGUCCGGAUCCUGUCCUAGCGAUGCUCUGUAAUGAACAAUACCUUUUUAGAACACCAAUUGUUCUUCGAGAAAUCAGUGAUCAAGAAUAUGCUCGAAUGGAGAGCCACAAUGCAAUUAACAGUUGGGUUGCUGGCAAACAAACAUACAAGGUCAACCGAAGGAAAGAGUACGGUCCUGGCGCAACGUCGACACAGGUUAGACAAGUGCGUCCUGCAAGAUUCUGGACAAACCAGCCAUUGGAUGUCUCAAUGAAGCAAGACUUGCUGGAUUCGAUAGAGCAGAAUAAGAACGAUAUCGUGGAAAUUCAGAAGGAAAUCGACGCCGCAAAAGCAGAACUCGCUCGCAUUGGCGAAGAGAAUACGCAAAAGAAAACUGAAAAGACCGAAUUGGAGCGCCAGAAGUCAGAGAAACAGACAGCUCUGCUCAAUUUCCGGGCACUUCCCGAAAAGCUAAGUGCCUAUCCAGACAACCAAGAGGCGAAAAAGCGAGAUUUAGACAAGAGUUUUGAGACACUGCGUGCAAGGGUUAGGUCAAUUCGCGGGAAACAAGAUCAAAUUGCGAUUGAAAAAGCGGAAACGGCUAUUGAAUAUGCUGAGGCAGUGGAGAUCUUACGACAGACCCACGAAGAUUUAGUGCAAGCUCAUAUCAGAAGCAUUGAAGCAUUAUCUGAUUUUGAGAAUUUGAAAGAUCGGAACCAGGAAAUCGAACAAACCCUGAAUGCUAAGCGUAAGGACCUUGAAAACGCCAUCGCAGAGGUUGAAGAGGUGUCUAGGCGGGCAGGGGAAGCACGAAAUAAAGCCAGCGCAACCAUGACAACUCUUCAAACUCAACCCGAUAUGGUCGAACUGUUUGGUUCUGAUGAAUAUCGCAACAUAUCUGCCGAUCAACUUGAAGCAAAUAUUGACUCGGCUAAAGCGAGCCUAGAACUAACUCAUGAAGGCAGCGAAAGCAUCGUUAAGGAGUUUGAAGACCGUCAAAAGGCAAUUGACAAACUUCAAGACAAGCUGUCUAGCUAUCAAGAAAAGCUUGCCGAUCAUGAAAUCGGCAUCCGGGAAAUUCGCAGCCAGUGGGAACCGCGGCUUGAUGCUCUCGUGAAGACGAUUUCAGAUGCGUUUUCUGACUCGUUUGCUCGAAUCGGCUGUGCUGGGCAGGUGACUAUUGACAAGGUUGAAGACGAGCCGGGACCAAACGGUGAACCCGGUGGAAGCGAUUUUGACCAAUGGUCAAUCCAGAUUCAGGUCAAGUUCCGUGAAACGGAAAAUCUCUCAGUGCUAGACUCUCAUCGGCAGUCUGGUGGUGAGCGCGCUGUCAGUACAAUCUUCUACCUAAUGGCGCUUCAAUCUCUUUCCGCGUCGCCGUUCCGUGUAGUCGACGAGAUCAAUCAGGGUAUGGACCCGAGAAAUGAAAGAAUGGUCCAUGAGCGCAUGGUUGACAUUGCAUGCGCACCACGAAACCCUUCACCCACUGCUGAUGGUCUCUCUGGAGGAGGAGGCAGUCAAUAUUUCCUCAUCACGCCAAAAGUACUCAGCGGUUUGUACUACAGUAACGGCAUUAGAGUGCAAUGCAUUGCCAGCGGUGAACAUGUACCUUCGGACUUCCACAUGACUGAUUUCCGCCAUGCCGUUCAAAUCAUGGAUAACAUAACUGGCAGAGCGCCACGUGCAAUACGCAGCGGUAUUGCAGGAGAUACACGCCAGGGAAGGGGUAUCAACCACAAUGGUGGGAUCAAUAAUUCCACUACCCCCAUCUACGGCUAA